AUGGCCCCAAAUGUUUCAAUAUCCUUAAACCCACCGUACAAUGGGGAGUUUUAUAGUUCUAAUGAUCAAAUGUCAGGGGUAGUUAACCUUCAGUUAACAAAAGCGCUAUCCAUAAGGAAAAUUUCCGUUAUCCUAAAGGGAUUCUCAGAGACUUUAACAAAGAUUGAUCAAGAGUACAUGUUUCAACAAAACGGCAUGAUGAUGCCUGGGCAGGAUAACAAAUCUUUUCAUACGUUGAUGAAAUUUGAACAGAGAGUUUUCCCUCCAGAUAAUGUAUGGAAUGCUCUUGAUGGAUCCUCCAAGCCGUUCAAAGUUAAACCAGGUUCAUACAAGUACAGCUUUCAGUUUGACAAGUUUCCUAGAAAACCUGAUUGUUUGAAAAAUCAUACGGCAAAGACAAUAGCGUUCGUGACAAGGAGUAAUGCAAGACUUCCACCUACAUUCAACAGUCAUUGGCAGGAAUUUAAUAAGAUCGAUAACUUGGAUUUGUAUUUUUAUUCCUUUGGAAAAGUUAUAUAUAUGGUGCAAGUCCAAAUAGAGUUAGGGAAAUCUUCGUCUUGGUUUAAGCCAUUCCAUAAAUUGAUAAGGGAAAUUGAGACAUUUGAAUUUAUACCUGAGCCAAAGGACCUUAUUAUAGAACCUGAUGAAGAUGAAGAUGAAGAACUUAUUGGCUUCAGUAACAAUAGCAGGGGCAAUGGUAUAGGUGUUAAUAAUGAAUUCUUUAAUAAUUCAAAUUUAAAAGUUCCAUCAAAGGAAGUAAAAGUCGUCAAUGGGGUCGGAUAUAUAAAAAGUGACAGAAAUUUCUCUCAAGCUAGUUCUAUAUUGAUAGAGGAUGGCGACAUUAGAACGAGACCCGCAUCAUCAGCAAUAUUAACAAGUCAAUCUUCUCGUCUAGCGAAUGGUAUGAAAGUUUUCCCAUCGACUUAUAAAAUAGGGUUACCUGAUGGGGAAAGCAAUAUGAGGAUAGAAGUUAGAAGUCGCGAUUUGAAGCAAAUAUACAGGAAGGACUAUCUGUUUAGAUCUGGUAGCCAAAAUUUUGACAAGGUAUAUGUAGUCAUGGAAGGAAACAUAACGAGCUUGAGCAAGAUGCAAAUUGCCCCACUCAAACUACAACUGAACUUGCUAGAGACUACAACGUACUUAUCACAGGGAAUAGCCAACGGGAAUUAUUCUUCUUUAAAACUAAUUGAAAUUGAUUUGAAUCAGGUCAAAUCCAGCAAGCCCCUUCUGGACUUGAACGAUAUACGAGAAAACUCUAAUGGCUCCAUGUUUGAAUGUGAAUUACGAUUGAGGGAUCACCCCAUUUUAAGGAAGUUGGUAUUUAAUGAAGAAGAUUAUAGGCAUCGCGGCAAUAGACUAUAUAGUUUCAAGACGUGCACGAUAAAAAGAAUAUUCAGUCUACAGCUUUUGAUAGAAUGGGGAAUCAAUGGAAUUAGGAAGCAAUCAGAAGUGAAUGUUAACCCUGUUCAGAUCUUUUGUCAGGUUAGGGAGCAUAUUGAAGCUGAAGCGUUGCCCAGAUAUGUGCCGCCACCAACAUACACUGAAAUGGCGACUUGA
This is a messenger RNA of Saccharomyces paradoxus, 1557 nucleotides long. RefSeq names its product Art10p (gene ART10). The record is from RefSeq and is a predicted model, not a curated record. The transcript has a single exon. Lineage: Eukaryota; Fungi; Ascomycota; Saccharomycetes; Saccharomycetales; Saccharomycetaceae. Bases 1 to 1557 code for a protein of 518 amino acids.